This is a messenger RNA of Populus euphratica (Euphrates poplar), 1113 nucleotides long. Its product is annotated as UPF0161 protein At3g09310-like. The record is from RefSeq and is a predicted model, not a curated record. NCBI's taxonomy places the organism in Eukaryota, Viridiplantae, Streptophyta, Magnoliopsida, Malpighiales, Salicaceae. The coding region runs from base 90 to 536 and encodes 148 amino acids. The transcript is spliced from 5 exons.
CGUGGUUGGAUGUUGAGAAAAGGAAUAUAUAUCCUAUCGAUCUGGUUUGGCUCGCCGUAGCCAAACGAAACACUGGAAAGGGGAGAGAGAUGUUUGCUGCUGCUGCCAUCGCCGCGAGCUCAGCUGGUUUCAAUAUUUGUGGAAACCAGCUGACAAGGAGAAGCAUUUCAUUGAGAAGAGUAACUGCAAGGCACCGCUGCCAGGCUGUCAAUAAUAAUAAAAAAUUAGAAUCAGAAUCGCACCAAAACGAGCAACAACAAGACGAGGAGGAGGAUCAUGUUGAAAACAGUUUAGGAGUUGAAGCUGCAUUAUCCAUGCUCAGAUUCUACAAAAGGGAGAUAUCGCCGCUGUUACCAAAUAGUUGUAGAUAUGUACCCACCUGUAGUGAAUAUUCCAUGGAAGCUUAUAAGAAAUACGGUGUCGUCAAGGGCACCGUCUUGACUGCCUGGCGUCUUUGUCGCUGUAAUCCACUUGGUGGGUCUGGCUUCGAUCCUCCGCGAUGGUUUGAUGAGGAUCCUCCUUUUCAAGAAGAUUGAGAUGAGACGAGAGAGCCAAUUUUAAUGUUUUCCACUGCCUCCUGAAGCAGGCGUCAAAGAGGGGGAUGACUGAGGACUGUGUCGAUACAGAAAAUAGAAUUUCAUUGAAGGUUAAAGAUGCACUCUUCAGAUUUGCACUAAUGGUACUGAUUCCUUAUCUAUAUCAUUAGGUUUCUAGAUUCCAACACCUUUUCUUUGUGUAUAUAAAUCGUUAACAAAGAAUAGCUUAGCUGAUACAGUCAUGUGGUUUUAUGAGAGUGUUAAAAACAAGCAUUUAGUGAAGCUAUUCAGUGUUGUUUAAGCUGCCCUUAGAACACCAUUCAGUUUGUGGCUGUCUGAUUGAAAUACUGCAUUCUCUUUUAACACUAAUAGUUUCCUAGUCUGAUAGUCUGAAAUGUAAUCAUUCUGUUGUAUAUAAAUGGUGUAGCCCACCACUAUCGUAUUGUCUGCCUCCCAGGUAAUUUUUUUUUUGUCUUCUUGGAGGCUAGUGUUUUCUUAUGGACAAAAAACAUGAUGAGUUAGUUGAAACCUGAAACGAUGUAUGAUUGGAAGCUUGGAGCACCAUUUGAUCUUGAAA